AUGCUCAUGCGCAAGGAAAAAGAAGACUUGACGGAUCGCGCUCGUGCCGCCGAGCCCGCGCCGAAAAGUGUCAAGCAACCCUCCGACGACUUGCUCAAGAAGCUCGCUCGGCGCGAGAAGGAGCUGGAGCAGUGCAAGCAGCUUUUGCGAGACAAGGACGCGGCCGCCGACGAGGUCCAGACCCAAGUGCAACAGCUCCAAACAACACUGGAGCGUACGACGACGACCACAUCGGCACUGCAACAACAAUUGGAUGAGGCCACGGAUUCGGCCAAGAAGGCGGGUAUUGAGCUGCGCCAACUCAAGCUCUCGACCGACGACACCAAGAAAAAGUACCAACGCAGUAUCAAGGAGCUGAAGGACGAGAAGGCCGCGCUCAGUUCGGAAAACGCGCAGCUCGCGCAGCGUCUCGACGACGCGACGACGGCCAAUGCGCAGACGUUAGCGCUCAAGAAGCAGCUCACGCAGGCGCGCGACCGGCUCGCAAGUAUCGUAGCCGACCACGACGCACGGGUUGCACAGAUUACGAGUGCCCACGCGGCAGCGCUCCAAGAGCUCCACGCCCAACACGCGCAGGCACUCGCGCAGCAGCGAGACGACCUGGCCAGCGCCCACGCGCAGGAGCUGCAAGCCAAGCUACAGGCAACGACGAUGGUGUCGCAGAUUGAGAAAGAGCGGGAUCAAGUGCGCGCGGACGCCCUCCGCCGACUCCAAGACGAGCUGAAGAUUGAGAAAGAAGAAAAUGUCGAUUUGCUCCAGACAGUCAAGUCGCUUCAGGACAAGCUGCGGCUCGUCGCAGAGCUGCACCGCGACGCGGAGCGAGCAAAAGCGGCGGCCGAGGUCGAGAAGGAAAAAGCGCUCGCGUGGAGCGCCAAAGCCGAAGACGCGGCCGAUGCGUGCGAAGCCCAAGCCAACAAGUUCAAGGACGAGUGCGUCGUCCUGGAAGAGAAGCUCUCGGUCGUCGACGCCGCGCUCCGUCGGCGCGGCAUCUCGAUGGACUUUUUACUCAAGAAGAAAACUGCCAACAACAACGACGACGACGAGCCGCUCAAGGCCAAAGCGGUGCCAUCGCACGGAGUCAAGGCCAAGAAGAAGGUCGUGGCCGAGCCCGAAGGUCGCGACGAGAGCGUCAAGCCGUCGCGCCGCAAGUAGCAAUGCAAUACAUCUCUCUUAGAAGGGACAACUUUUACUGCAUGUAGCGCUCGGUAAACGUCGC
Saprolegnia parasitica CBS 223.65 is the source of this 1216-nucleotide messenger RNA. RefSeq lists its product as hypothetical. The record is from RefSeq and is a predicted model, not a curated record. The coding region runs from base 1 to 1152 and encodes 383 amino acids. Lineage: Eukaryota; Oomycota; Saprolegniomycetes; Saprolegniales; Saprolegniaceae. The transcript is spliced from 5 exons.